CGCGCUAUAUCUUCAUUAUCAUUGCACUUGAUUUUGUGCUUUUACAAAAUGAAAUGGAAAUAUGUUAAUAAGUAAGUAAUAUAUAGUGUUCAAUCAAGUUAGCAAAUUUAAGGCUUUGAAAAGAGUUUUCUCGAUCCCACUGCAUGUUUCUAUGUGUAUAAUUUAGUGUUUUUAAAUAUUUUUUGUAGAAUGUCUCGCUCAUUUACGAACAGUAAGUUAAAAGUCGUAUUACGAAGGGAAUGACGUCAAAAGCAACGUGAAUUAAUAAACAAUAUAAUUGACUGUCACUUUGAAGAUGAUGAUUCAAUAAACAAUGAUAAUGAAAAUAACAAUACAUUAUAUGAAGAUACAAGUUCGAUUACAAUUGAUGACACCGAAGGUUUUCAUUCUUUCGAAAGUGAUCAUCAUAAUGAAUCAUCAUCUCGAGUAGACUACAUAAUAGAUACGGGUGACCUACUAGACGACGAUCAAUGCAACUUCAAAUAUGAUUUAUCAAAACCUUUAUAUGAUACUGCACGCAUAACUGUGAAGAAAGCAACUUCUGAAUUAAUGAAUUUUGCUGUGGAAUCAAACUCGGAUAAAUCAACGACUAUACGAUUAUUUAAAUUAGUAAAAAGUCUUUUACCUACGUCAAACAUAUUACCCACAACUUAUACUACAAUUAUGAAAUCUUUAGAACAAUUAUCACUUUCUCAAUCAAAAUACUAUUGUAACGGAUGUACUCAAUUAUGUAUUAUGCGAAAGAAUAAGAAAAUAUGUGAUAAUCGUGAUUGUGCAUUUUCUAGGUUAUCAUUAAAAUCCCAUCAAAUUAGCAAAAUUGUUGAACUCGAUCUUGCAACUCAACUAAAAACAAUAAUUAGUCGAAAUUUCUCUUUAUUUUUCAAUGAACAAAAACUUUCUCAAGAUUUCGAUGUGCCUCAUGGACGUCAAUAUCAAUCUUUUCCAACAUCUAAGAACCAAAAAAUAACUCUCAUAAUUCAUGCCGAUGGUUCACCACUUGUUCGUACUACAAAGUCUUCAGUUUGGCCUGUAUUCGGUUCAAUUGUCGAGUUACCACAUCAAGUAAGGGAAUUUCAAAGUAAUAUUUUAGUUUUAGCUUUGUGGGCAUCGUGUCAAAAACCCAAUGUCGACCUGCUGAUGAAGAACUGUAUUGCUCAAUUAGUCGAAUAUGAAAAAAAUGAUCUAGUAAUCAUGCUAAAUCCCUCUUUAUGA
Molecule: messenger RNA, 1212 nt
Organism: Rotaria socialis
Lineage: Eukaryota; Metazoa; Rotifera; Eurotatoria; Philodinida; Philodinidae
Source: the annotation of a GenBank genome assembly